CCACUUAGACAUGUAGCCCCUUCACGAACUAGAUUGGUGCUAAUGGUAGUUUGAUGUCAGCGUGCCGCCAUUUUGGAUCAAAUGAUGAUUCCCUCAUCCUCACCCUAAUCUCUUUCUGCAAUCCAACCCACAAACCUAUCCGCAAAUCAUCGACUUGUCAAUCUCCAGUGCAGUGGAAUAAAAACAGCCUCCCCAGUGUGUGGACUUUGGACUCUGGACUCUGGAGUCCUCUCCGAUGAUGCAUGAGUUCUAGGCCUCCCGAGCUCUCUUCCCUCAGUGUCCCUCUCCCCUCUCCUCUCCUCCGGAUUUUUCGCCUCCCGAGCUCUCUUCUUUGCCUGUCCCUCUUCCCCUCUCCUCCGGACCUCCGCCUCCGCCCUCUCCUCCCCCUUGCCGACUACUUCCGCCUCCCCGUCGACGGCGACCGCGGCGGCGCGGUCCGGUGCUUCUCGACCCGGCCUACGACGUCGUCUCUUAACGAUCCUUCGCCGAACUGGAGAAACCGGCCGCCCAAGGAGACCAUCCUUCUCGACGGGUGCGACUUCGAGCACUGGCUCAUCGUCAUCGAGCCCCCCGAUCCCAGUCUCACCCGGGACGAGAUCAUCGACGGCUACAUCAAGACCCUCGCUCAGGUCCUCGGAAGGGAGGAGAAAAGUACAAUCUUGUGAACCGUUGCUUUUGGGUUGAUGUAGGUUCAUGUUGUUUGGACACUUUGGUUUGAUUUAAGAAGGCUUGCAGAGUAGUAUGAAGCUAAAAGUGGUAUGUAGGAAAGUGUAUGAUUAUAUUCGCUACGAUCUGAAGGAAAUUGCUUUCCCUUCUUCUUUGCCUGAUCCCCCGCAUAUCAAAAAAUGACAGAAACUGACAUGGAUAGAGCGGUGGUAUGUUUUGAAGGAAGCAUCUAGGCUUUAUGCAGCUAGUUGGGUGCGGGAUAUAGGGCCUGACCUCAGACCGAACGACUAUAAAAAGGAUUCAGGGGAUGAUAGCAAACCUCAUGAGGAGAAGGCUGCAUCUAAAGAAAGAGAACCCUCAACGUUGGAGGAUCUUGCGGUUGCAGCAAGAGGCGGAAUGGAGACCCUAAGGCCUGCACUGCAGCGUGUGUAUAUGACACGUGCCUCUGCGUACAGGGAUGCACUUAAGAGCUUUAUAGAAGGUUAUCAAGAAGGGAUAAAACAAGUCAUGGAAGGGAAAGAUGCUAAGCCUCAACUGCAAGAUGAUGAACCAAAGAAAUCAGUAUGAUCUUUCUUAAUGACAGGAAAGAGGAACUUUUGUAAGUUGUUCUCUAUGCCAUGUUAUUGACCAAUUUGCAGUAAUUUUUCAAAAGUCACUAAAAUAAAAUAGCAUCUAAUGAUAUAAACUCAAGUGCAAAAAAUUCUUUCUGUAGUUGGGUCUGGGCUCUAGCAUAGUUUAAACAUUGAUUGCCCCCCCUCCACCCCCUCUCUGGCCUUCCAUGUUGUUGGAUGAUAAGGCGAGGACUGUGGUCCUUUUCUUUCUGAUUUAAUUGGCUUUGUGACUGUA
Messenger RNA from Phoenix dactylifera (date palm), 1512 nucleotides. The record is from RefSeq and is a predicted model, not a curated record. NCBI's taxonomy places the organism in Eukaryota, Viridiplantae, Streptophyta, Magnoliopsida, Arecales, Arecaceae.